Galeopterus variegatus (Sunda flying lemur) is the source of this 1044-nucleotide messenger RNA. RefSeq names its product V-type proton ATPase subunit S1-like protein. The coding region runs from base 1 to 1044 and encodes 347 amino acids. The record is from RefSeq and is a predicted model, not a curated record. NCBI's taxonomy places the organism in Eukaryota, Metazoa, Chordata, Mammalia, Dermoptera, Cynocephalidae. The transcript is spliced from 8 exons. Gene Ontology annotation, cellular component: proton-transporting V-type ATPase complex.
AUGGGAAAAAAAAUCUUGUUUAGUUUUUCUCUUAUUUUUUUGUGUAUGGGAUUUUUACUCACUUUGGACCAGAUAUUUGCCAGGAAAAACAUUUGUAUUAUUUCUCCAACGUCUUCCAAUAAAGAACUGGUUGUAAAGAGUGAUCAACAGAACAAUGAAGAUAUGAAACCAGUCCAGAAUUUCACAACAAAACCAAUCACACAGGCUCUCAACUACAAUAUGAGCAAAGAAGGACAUUUAGAAAGAGAACCUUGGAAUGUAUAUAGCCAUCAGAGCCCAGUUAACGUCUCUGUCAAUGGCAUUCCCUGCAUUCUCUUCUGGGCCAAAAGAAUCACAAUUAAAUUUAAGAAUCAGACCUGGCUGGACCUUGCAGAUGAAGCAUUUGGCUGGAAGACAACGGUGGACACUGGCAACUCAAAUUGCAGUGAAGAGAGCGCCAUGUUGUCUCUGAAGUUUGGUGAUACUGAAAAUUCCAAAGGUCUUUAUAUAAGAUUCAUCCUUACCAGUUACAACAAGUUGUCCAUCCAUAGUUGGUUUAGCUUGCACCGAAUCGAGAUUAUUCUGAACAAUUCAAUCCAAGCAACUUUUAAUGCAUCUGGCAUAUACGCUCCAUUGGGUUACUCCUACCACUGCCAGCGUGUCAGCAGCCUGAAGCAGUAUGACACCCUCUUGCUGCCCAGCGAAUGGGACAACUGGGACGAUAUGGCAAGCCUGUGGGAGGUCACUUUUCUUGAUUUCCAGAUCCAAGGCUUUGCCAUCAAGGGGAGACAGUUUGCCAAGGCCCGAGACUGUGCUGCUUCCUCCUCGCCAGCAGUUCUGAUCGGCCUGGCGAUGUCGCUGGUCCUGUUACUGGUGCUGGCCUACGCCCUGCACAUGCUCAUCUACCUGCGGUACCUGGACCGGCACUACGACUUCAUGGCCUCCCCUGCCCACUUCCCACAGUUGAGAGCGCGGGACGCAGCAGAGGAGAAGGAGCUGCUGAGGGGCCAGGGCGUGGAAUGCCACCAACUGAGAAGCCAGCAGAUGGGCGACAUUUAUGUCUAG